AUGCACAACUCCUCCAUGCACAACUCCUCCAUGCACAACUCCCCCAUGCACAACUCCCCCAUGCACAACUCCUCCAUGCACAACUCCUCCAUGCACAACUCCUCCAUGCACAACUCCUCCAUGCACAACUCCUCCAUGCACAACUCCUCCAUGCACAACUCCCCCAUGCACAACUCCUCCAUGGACAACUCCUCCAUGCACAACUCCUCCAUGCACAACUCCACCAUGCACAACUCCUCCAUGCACAACUCCUCCAUGCACAACUCCUCCAUGCACAACUCCUCCAUGCACAACUCCUCCAUGCACAACUCCUCCAUGCACAACUCCUCCAUGCACAACUCCUCCAUGCACAACUCCACCAUGCACAACUCCUCCAUGCACAACUCCACCAUGCACAACUCCUCCAUGCACAACUCCUCCAUGCACAACUCCCCCAUGCACAACUCCACCAUGCACAACUCCUCCAUGCACAACUCCUCCAUGGACAACUCCUCCAUGCACAACUCCUCCAUGCACAACUCCUCCAUGCACAACUCCUCCAUGGACAACUCCUCCAUGCACAACUCCUCCAUGCACAACUCCCCCAUGCACAACUCCACCAUGCACAACUCCUCCAUGCACAACUCCUCCAUGCACAACUCCUCCAUGCACAACUCCUCUAUGCACAACUCCACCAUGCACAACUCCUCCAUGCACAACUCCUCCAUGGACAACUCCUCCAUGCACAACUCCCCCAUAAAACUGCUGUUUAUAGACCACCCAGCACCUCAGCCAACAACCCAGUACCCUAGUCAACCACCCAACACCCCAGCCGACGACCCAGUACCUCAACCAACUACCCAGUACCCCAGCCAAUCACCCAGUACCCCAGCCAACCUCCCAACACCCCAGCCAAUCACCCAGUACCCCAGCCAAUCACCCAGUACCCCCAUUCAACCAAUGAGAACACAAGACUAUAUCUGUCCCCUGGACGGGACAAAAUCGAGAAUAAGUCCUCUAAAACUAGAGAACCGUGAGUUUAAGUCCUCUAGAACAGAGAACCACGAGUAUAAGUCCUCUAUAACAGAGAACCACGAGUAUAAGUCCUCUAUAACAGAGAACCACGAGAAUAAGUCCUCUAUAACAGAGAACAACGAGAAUAAGUCCUCUAUAACAGUGAACAACGAGUAUAAGUCCUCUAUAACAGAGGACCACGAGUAUAAGUACUCUAUAACAGAGAACCACGAGUAUAAGUCCUCUAUAACAGUGAACCACGAGUAUAAGUCCUCUAUAACAGAGAACCACAAGAAUAAGUCCUCUAUAACAGAAUAA
Procambarus clarkii (red swamp crayfish) is the source of this 1311-nucleotide messenger RNA. Lineage: Eukaryota; Metazoa; Arthropoda; Malacostraca; Decapoda; Cambaridae. The record is from RefSeq and is a predicted model, not a curated record.